This is a messenger RNA of Arabidopsis thaliana (thale cress), 754 nucleotides long. Its product is annotated as histone deacetylase-like protein. Gene Ontology annotation, molecular function: zinc ion binding. The transcript is spliced from 4 exons. The record is from RefSeq and is marked reviewed. Lineage: Eukaryota; Viridiplantae; Streptophyta; Magnoliopsida; Brassicales; Brassicaceae. The coding region runs from base 114 to 554 and encodes 146 amino acids.
ACUUGUAUAAAAAUAAUAAUAGGUUAGUCAAAAAGUCAAAACGCAACCAGAGAUCAUUCGGUUUCUAACUAAACGCUGCGUUUAGGAGUUUUCUCGGCGACGCUUCAAUAUCCAUGGCGGAAAAAGCACCGUCCUCCUCCUCCUCCUCUUCUCCGCCGAAAGAAGUUGCAGAUGAAACACAAGACUGGAUACUCGGAGCCGGGUCGGGUUGGGUCGAAGCUCGUAAAACUUGCGAUCACUUGAACACUUUAUCUCCCGAUUUACUUCACUUACCAACUCCUGAUACUCCUUGUUCUAGGUGCCAAAACCCGGUAGAGAACUGGUUAUGCCUUUGUUGUAAAGAGGUUCUAUGCAGCCGUUUCGUGAAUAGGCAUAUGCUGAUGCAUCAUCAACAAACCGGUCACUGCCUUGCACUAAGCUAUAGUGACUUGUCGGUAUGGUGCUUCUGCUGUGAAGCGUAUCUUGAUGCUCAGAUCAUUUUGCAGCUGAGACCAAUUCACCAAGCUGCUUACAUUCUUAAAUUUGGCGAGGCUCCUCCUUUACCCCAACUUUGAUAACACCAAAGAGCUCUCUUUUUCUGUACCUAUCUGUCUCUCUAGAUGUGUUAGUGAAGAAAGUUUGGUACAUUGAGUUCUUUGUUUUUGUUUUUUUUUAGGUUCCAAUGAGAUUUAUUAAGUUUCUAAAUCACUAUAUUACAUAUCAUCUCACGAACCAAUAUUAUCAAGAGUUAAAUUAUAAUUUCAUUAAAGUUAAA